Calypte anna (Anna's hummingbird) is the source of this 698-nucleotide messenger RNA. It is a transcript of the gene TXN, whose product is annotated as thioredoxin. Gene Ontology annotation, molecular function: protein-disulfide reductase activity. The record is from RefSeq and is a predicted model, not a curated record. Lineage: Eukaryota; Metazoa; Chordata; Aves; Apodiformes; Trochilidae. The transcript has 5 exons. The coding region runs from base 210 to 527 and encodes 105 amino acids.
CGCGGCACGGAGCGGCCCUGAGCCGGGGAUAUAAGGAGGGAGGCGGCGGAGCGGCGGGAGAGCGCCGGGGAGGCUGGAGCGGUGGUGUGGGAGCCAACGGAGCUGAGCGCUGGGACGAGGCCCUUGGCUGCCUUCUCGCCGUUUAAGCCGCCAACCCCGGACAGCCGCACCGCCGACUCGACUCGCUGCCUCUUCCCUGAGCCGCCGCCAUGGUGAAAAGCGUUGGCAGCCUGACUGAAUUUGAGGCCGAGCUGAAAGCUGCUGGUGAGAAGCUUAUAGUAGUUGACUUUUCUGCUACAUGGUGUGGACCAUGCAAAAUGAUCAAGCCCUUUUUCCACAGUUUGAAUGAGAAGUACAGUGAUGUGGUGUUCAUCGAAAUAGAUGUGGAUGACGCCCAGGAUGUUGCUAGCCACUGUGAUGUGAAGUGCAUGCCAACUUUCCAGUUCUACAAGAAUGGAAAGAAGGUGCAGGAGUUCUCGGGGGCCAAUAAGGAGAAGCUGGAAGAGACCAUUAAAAGUCUAGUCUAAGCUGCAGCUGCUAGCUAUGGGGAUACUGAAGCAUGACUGCUUCAGCUGCAUUAUAGCCUGUGACUUUUCUACUUAAAAAAUAAUUCAAAACAAAGUGGAUAGUUUAAGUAGUGGAUACUCUCCUGCUAAUCUAUGUAAGUGAGUCCAAUAAAGUGUGAAUUAUUCACUUAA